GAAGAAGAAGAAGAUGAGCGGGCUGAGAGAUGAAGCUCACGCUGAACGCCCCUCGGGAGGUGUGAUGAGGAGCGAGUGAUGAGCUGCGGUGAGGAAUGUCCGUCUGUCUGCUGCUGGUCCUCUUCACACUGACCUCAGACACUCAGGUGUCUUCUGGGAAGUCUCUGAAGCUGCUGCAGGAACAAUGGAGGACGUACACAAAUGAGUGCAUCCAGAGCUUCAUCAGCACUGCGCCAGCCGCAGGGCCGGUGUGUAACAGGACGUUUGAUCAGUACGUGUGUUGGCCCGAUGGAUCGCCGGGCACCAUGGUUAAUGUGUCCUGCCCCUGGUACCUGCCCUGGUACCGGAAAGUUCAUCAGGGGCUGGUUUACCGCGUGUGCGGCGCUGACGGCAGAUGGGCUCAUGGGAAGAACACCAGCGAGUGUGAGCAGGACGACCCAGGACAGAAGCAGUACGGUCAGAUCCUCAGGAAGUUCAGGGUCAUGUACACGGUGGGAUACUCUCUGUCUCUGGCAGCACUGACUCUGGCGCUGGCCAUCCUCCUCACCUUCAGGAAGCUGCACUGCAUGAGGAACAACAUCCACAUGAAUCUGUUCGGCUCCUUCAUCCUGCGUGCCGUCUCCAUCCUCGUCAAAGACGCGCUGCUGGAUCAGAUGAGCAGCGGUCACCUCCAGGGGCCGCGCUGGGCCGGCGCUCAGAAGGUGAGUGGCUGCCGUGUUGCCAUGGUGAUGAUGCAGUACAGCGUCAUGGCUAACAACUGCUGGCUGCUGGUGGAGGGUCUGUAUCUGCACAGUCUGCUGGUCACCACCGUCUUCUCCGAGAGGAACUACUUCUACAUUUACCUCUGCAUCGGCUGGGGUGCGCCGCUGAUAUUUGUGCUGCCCUGGAUGACAGUCAAGUACCUGUAUGAAAAUGAAGAAUGCUGGGAAAGGAAUAUCAACAUGGGCUACUGGUGGAUCAUCCGUUGUCCCAUCCUGUUUGCGUAUCUGAUUAAUUUCAUCAUAUUCAUUCGUAUAAUAAAGAUUCUGACGUCCAAGCUGAAGGCGCAUCAGAUGAGAUACACAGACUACAAGUUCAGGCUGGCCAAGUCUACGCUCACGCUGAUUCCUCUGCUGGGAAUUCACGCCAUCCUCUUCACCUUCGUCAUCGAUGAGUCCGUUCCGAAGGAGUCUCUUCUGAGGCUGAUCCGCCUCUUCUACGACCUCCUGUUCAGCUCCUUCCAGGGUCUGCUCGUGGCAAUCCUGUACUGCUUCAUCAACAAAGAGGUCCAGAGCGAGAUGCUGAAGAAGUGGAAAAGGUGGAAACUAGGCAAAGACAUUGAGGAAGAGUACCGUCACACCCACAGCCAGACGCCCCACGCCAAAUGUUGCAGCAUGGUCCCAGCUCUGACCCAGGAAUGCCCUGAAACCCCAGAACCCCAGAACUCUGCCACAGCCUUGGGAGAGUCCCAGCGUCUAGUGAAGAGUCUUCAGAACGGAGUGAGCCAGAACAGGGGUCGUGUGAUGCUGCAGUUGACCUCCGAGGCACAGGAGGGCGCCAGCAACUGCAGCUCUCUGACUGAAGACAUUUGUCUGGAAGAGCGUCCCCUCAACAGUGAGUGCUCAGCGGUGGUGACAGAAACCAACGUUUAACACUAAUGAAUCAAUGGAGAUGAUGUUAUAUUCCAGAUAUGAUCGUCAUGUAAGCAAACAGGCUUCUAUCACGAGAAAGCAUGAAUAUGUGGAUCUAGUGACCUUUAAAAACAAAUCACAAUUAUCUCCUGAGUUGGUAAAAAUCUAACAGUAUUAAUUAUUGGUGCCUUCUGAAGGUGCAGUCACAUUUACUACUGCUCAGCAAAAUUUUUCAGAUAAAAUCAGCAGGGCUGGUGAAGGUUACUUUUUAAAGCAUCACAGUAUUUUAUUGCUCCCUAAAACAGUAACUAAUGGUG
Carassius carassius (crucian carp) is the source of this 1927-nucleotide messenger RNA. RefSeq names its product glucagon receptor-like. Gene Ontology annotation, cellular component: plasma membrane. The transcript has 14 exons. The record is from RefSeq and is a predicted model, not a curated record. NCBI's taxonomy places the organism in Eukaryota, Metazoa, Chordata, Actinopteri, Cypriniformes, Cyprinidae. Gene Ontology annotation, molecular function: glucagon receptor activity; peptide hormone binding; gastric inhibitory peptide receptor activity. Bases 96 to 1631 code for a protein of 511 amino acids. Gene Ontology annotation, biological process: cell surface receptor signaling pathway; adenylate cyclase-activating G protein-coupled receptor signaling pathway.